Molecule: messenger RNA, 1005 nt
Organism: Lepus europaeus (European hare)
Lineage: Eukaryota; Metazoa; Chordata; Mammalia; Lagomorpha; Leporidae
Product: olfactory receptor 5D13-like
Exons: 3
Coding region: 1-1005 (334 amino acids)
Biological process (GO): sensory perception of smell; G protein-coupled receptor signaling pathway
Cellular component (GO): membrane
Molecular function (GO): olfactory receptor activity; G protein-coupled receptor activity; odorant binding
Source: RefSeq, a predicted model, not a curated record
AUGAACAAAGUCAUUGCAGAAAAGCCCACAGUACAAGAACAGAUUCUGCAGGUAUACAGCCUGAUCCGAGAAAAUCAGACUGCUGGAGUCACCCUGAUCCUCGUGGGCUUCUCAGAAUACCCAGACCUCCAGGUGCCCCUGUUCCUCGUGUUCCUGACCAUCUACACAGUCACUGUCCUGGGGAACCUGGGCAUGAUUUUAAUCAUCAGGAUCAACCCCAAACUCCACACCCCCAUGUACUUCUUCCUUAGCCACUUGUCCUUGGUGGAUUUCUGUUACUCCACAGUAGUUACACCCAAACUGUUAGAAAACUUGGUUGUGGAAGACAGAACCAUCUCCUUCACAGGAUGCAUCCUGCAGUUCUUCUUUGCAUGCAUAUUUGUGGUGACAGAAACGUUCAUGUUGGCAGCGAUGGCUUACGACCGCUUUGUGGCAGUUUGUAAUCCUCUGCUGUACACGGUUGUGAUGUCUCAGAAGCUCUGUUCCUUGUUGGUGGCUGCAUCGUACUCUUGGGGUAUAGUUUGUUCUUUAACAUUUAUAUAUUUUUUGUUGACCUUAUCCUUUUGUGGAACUAAGUUCAUAAAUAACUUUGUAUGUGAGCAUGCUGCCAUUGUUGCUGUGUCCUGUUCUGACCCCUCCAUUAGUCAGAAGAUCAUUUUAAUCUCUGCCACAUUUAAUGAAGUAAGCAGCCUGAUGAUAAUUCUUACUACUUACAUCUUCAUUUUUAUCACAGUCCUGAAGAUGCCUUCCACUGGAGGGCGCCACAAAGCCUUCUCCACAUGUGCCUCCCACCUGACGGCCAUUACCAUUUUCCAUGGGUCUAUCCUUUUUCUCUACUGUAUUCCUAAUUCCAAAAAUUCUUGGCUCAUGGUCAAGAUAGGCUCUGUCUUUUAUACAGUAGUUGUUCCCAUGCUUAACCCACUGAUCUACAGCCUCAGAAACAAAGAUGUGAAAGAGACAGUGAGCAAGUUAAUCAAAAACAAGUUGUUAUGUCAUAAAAUAUAA